Cydia splendana is the source of this 1404-nucleotide messenger RNA. RefSeq lists its product as uncharacterized. Gene Ontology annotation, cellular component: nucleus; mitochondrial inner membrane. The transcript is spliced from 7 exons. Gene Ontology annotation, molecular function: metal ion binding; nucleic acid binding; single-stranded DNA endonuclease activity. NCBI's taxonomy places the organism in Eukaryota, Metazoa, Arthropoda, Insecta, Lepidoptera, Tortricidae. The record is from RefSeq and is a predicted model, not a curated record. Gene Ontology annotation, biological process: apoptotic DNA fragmentation. Bases 56 to 1402 code for a protein of 448 amino acids.
CGACAUAACCACUUAAACCCGUGAAAGUUGCGCUCGCUGCGCACACACAGACACAAUGAUCCGUUUAACGGUGGUUAUCUUAGCGCUGGUGGCGGCGGCCGCGGCCCUGCCCGCCGAGCUGCCCAAUCCCGGGGAAUUAGUCUUCGUCCUGAACGAAGACGACUGGGAUGACUAUCUGGACGGUUGGCUCGCAAAUGAGCAGCUUAAGUCGGGGGCCAACUUCACCAGCCGCAACGGAGCUCGAAAUGGGUGUACCUUCAGAGUGAACGGAGACCUCGGGCAGCCUCAGCCGGUGUACUUGCGCGGAGGGAACUAUCUAACCGCCGACGGAAACUCAGGCCAGAUCCGGCUGAGCUCCGGAGAGCAGGUCACCAUCGCCUGCACCGGCUCCGGCCGCACUAUCCAGCACCCCAACCUCGCGACCUCGGGACUCCAAAUAGCUACUGCUACUUGUGCCAGUGACGACCUGGUGAGCGGCAGCGGUUGGCUGAAUGGAAACGGCGCGUUCGGCGGUUUCACGUGCAGUGCUCACUCCUACCACGACGCCGUCGGCACCACCAGCAGAUGCUACAAUGAUAACUUACUUAUCCAGGUGGGUUUUAUUGUUAACGGGUGGAUGUAUCCCCUGUACGUGUCCUGCUUCGACCAGAACCGCCUAGAGGUCCUGUACGUCGUGUACGAGCAGACCCCUGCCAACGCCGUCCACCAAACUGGCGUCGACCGCCCAAGUUGGCUAGUUGGUAGCUUUUUCCCCGGUGUGGGAGUGAACACCGCCUACACUCAAGUCCAGCAGAAGAUCUCCAUAGCUAAUGUGGUCGGGCAAGAACUGGCCGACAAGUACGUCACGACCACGCAGUUCCUGGCGCGCGGACACUUGGCGGCCAAGUCCGACUACGUGUUCGCCACCGGCCAGCGAGCCACGUUUUGGUUCGUUAACGCCGCUCCGCAGUGGCAACCGUUCAAUGCUGGCAAUUGGAACUGGCUGGAACAGAACGCUCGUGCUCGCAUUGGCGUCGCCGGCUACAACACGAUCAUUUACACGGGCACGUGGGGCGUGACGCAACUGCGCGACGCCAACGGCGUGCUGCAAGACAUCUACCUGCACCGCGACGCCAACAACAACCCGCAGUUACCCGUGCCACUCUACUUCUACAAGGUGAUCUACGAUGAAUCCCGCCGGCUGGGCACCGCGUUCGUGAGCAUCAACAAUCCCUGGUACACGGAAGAGGAGGUGCGCGCGCUGACGUUCUGCACGGACCGCUGCCGCACCGACGCCUUCAGCUGGAUCGGCUGGCAGCCCGACCGCAUCGACCUGGGCUACAGCUUCUGCUGCGACGUCGACGAGUUCAGGAGGACGGUGCCCCACCUCCCGGCGUUCACUGUUGACGGCCUUUUGUCAUAAUU